CGUCAUCGCUGAUGUCUCACCGAUGCGCUGCGUCCGCCUGACACCGUCGAACCGUCGCCGCUCCAUCGCGCGACCCGCUUCACCUCCGGGAGCGUCUCCGCUCACAAUGUAAAGCGCGCCGCCCGGAGCCGAGCCAGCGAGGAGGCGCCACCCGUGCCGGAGGAAAUGCAGGGCGACGGCGGCGACGCGACGCCGGCGAGCGCCCGCGGAGCCGCGGCCGCAGCGAGCGCGGCGCAGAACUCCGCGCGUGGGCAAACUGUCGCCCACAACGGAUACAACUCAACAGCCGACUCCCGGCCCACGAGCCCGACCCCCCCCCAACCUCCGGCCAGGGAGCAGUGGGACGGCAAGUACGAGUUCCUGCUCUCCUGCAUCGGAUACUGCGUGGGACUGGGGAACGUGUGGCGCUUCCCGUACCUUUGCUACCGCAACGGAGGAGGCGUGUUUCUCAUCCCCUACUUCAUUAUGCUCUUCUUCACCGGCGUGCCGCUCUUCCUCAUGGAGCUGAGCCUGGGCCAGUACGGAGCAGCCGGUCCCAUCACUGUGUGGAAGUGCUGCCCUCUGCUAAAAGGUAUCGGCAUCGGGAUGCUGUGCGUGUCCACGCUGGUGUGCCUCUACUACAACGUCAUCAUAGCGUGGACCUUUUAUUACCUGGGCAGCUCCUUCCAAAGCCCUCUGCCCUGGUCCUGUGACGCCAUAGGCAACGCCGCGCUCUGUGGCAACACCAGCACCGGCAACAGCUCCUCGGCCAGAAGCCUCAGCCCCACAGAGAUCUUCUGGAACGAGCGCGUGCUCGGGGUGGUGAACAGCGACGGCCUCCACGACCCGGGCCCCGUGCGCUGGCCCCUGGCCCUGUGCCUCCUGGCUGCCUGGGUCAUCAUCUUCCUGUGCAUGCUGAAGGGCAUCCGCAGCUCCGGCAAGGUGGUUUACGUCACCGCCACCUUCCCGUACUUCGUGCUGGUUGUGCUGAUCAUCAGAGGCGCCACGCUGGAGGGCUCUCUGGGGGGCGUCGCCUUCUACCUCACGCCGGACUGGGGCCGCUUAGCUAACGCACAGGUGUGGAACGACGCCGCGUCCCAGAUCUUCUACUCGUUGGGCAUUGGAGUCGGGGGGCUGCUGUCGAUGGCCUCCUACAACAAGUUUGACAACAACGUCAUCAGGGACACGCUGGUCAUCACCAUCGGAAACUGCAGCACCAGCUUCUUUGCGGGAUUCGCUAUUUUCUCCAUCCUGGGUCACAUGGCGUGGAGGAAGGGCGUGCCCGUGGCUGAGGUGGCCGACACAGGUCCCGGUUUGGCCUUCGUCGCUUACCCAGAAGCCCUUGCGUUGCUGCCAGGCUCCGUGUUCUGGUCUAUUUUGUUCUUUCUCAUGCUCUUCAUGCUCGGGGUCGAUACUCUGUUUGGGAACAUGGAGGGAAUCACCACCGCCGUGCUGGACGAAUUCCCGCAGCUCAGAGGAAACACGCUGCACAAGUCCAUGUUCCUGGGCGCUCUGUGCUUCUGCUUCUACCUCAUGGGUCUCCUGUUAGUGACCGACGGAGGGAUUUACUGGUUCACCCUCAUUGACUCCUUCAGCACUAGUUUUGGCCUCAUCAUCAUCACCCUCUUCAUGUGCAUUGGCAUCUCCUUCUUCUAUGGAGUCAACCAGUUUUGCCAGGACAUCAUCGACAUGAUCUGCCAGUGCCCCCCGUGGUGCAGCAAAGUGCUGCUUUACUUCAAAGCGUGCUGGGUUUUCUGCACCCCGUUCCUUCUGCUGUUCAUCCUGACAUACAUUUUCAUUGAGAUGUACAACACGCCGCUCCACUACGGGUCCUAUGUGUAUCCACGAUGGGGCAAGGCUCUGGGCGUGUGCAUGGGCGCUACCUGCUGUCUACAGAUCCUCAUCUGGGCUAUAGUGGCCAUCUGCAACGAAACUGGAACGCUGAAAGACCGCUUCCAGAAAGCCAUUCGACCUCUGAAUUCCUGGAGAGUCAACAACUUGAACAGCACGGGGCGAGUGGAGGAGCGCGUGGAGCCGGAGCGAGUGGAGGCGCCGUUCACCGUCACACUCACAGACACGGACUUCACUGGGAUGAGGUGGGAGUCUGCGAGCUACGCGUGACAACACGGAGCGAUGAUGAACGCACGACCAUGAAUUUCACGCUCAAGAGACACAUUUAAUACAUUUGAACGUUGACCCCCCCUCAGCUUGACUCUGGGGCCGUGCCUGACUAUGGAUUCUGCAGGGCAGUGCAUAAGAAACACAGCUGUUAUCUAUGUUUAAAUAAUGUUUUUUGUUCUUUCUUCUGGGAUGUCGGCAGUAGCGUCAUUCUGAUCCUAUUUAUUUUCAUAGUAGCAGUGCAAUGAAUGUUCAUCGCAGCAGUCAUGUGCAUCAGGGAUUAUGUUUUAUCCGUCACGUACACGACAGAACAGAAAAUGUGUGCUGCACCGACUGAUGUCAAGAAAUUACCACAAAUCAUCAGGUUCCUGGACACAUUAAUACUUUUAAUCCGCUUUACCUUUUAAAAUGAAUUCCUAGAAAAACAAAUCUAAUUUAACAAAUUAUUCAACAAAUUUCAGUCUUAUGUGGCCGCGGGCGUUUCACUGAGCAGUACCUGCUGAUUGCUGGCUUUGUUGCUCCAGAAUACAUGGAAGUACAUUUUUAUAAUGUGCAGGCUUUUAAAUAGGAAUACUUAGAUUUACAGGAGACAGAGUGGGUGUUUACAGGAACACGCCUUUAGAGUCCUUCAGUGUUAGAUGUGUCUAAGGAGGACCUCAGUGGUUGAAUGCAUUGUCCACUUGACGUGAUCACUGUCACUAUAUCAGUAAAAAUCCUUCCAUUAUUACACUAAUUUGAAACCAAAGGACAUUCAAACUGUUUUAAUGUUUAUUUUAUAUUUUUAAAAGGGUCUUGUUGAAAUAGACUGCUUCAGAUUUGUGUAACUAAACGGCACCUCUCUGAAAAAUUUUUGUAAACCUAAAGAUUAAAUUUGGAAGUAAUAUUGUGUCAUGAUGAAAAUAAAUACAGUAUGUGCUGCAUGCCAGACUUGUGGCGUCAGCAUUUUAUUAAAGGCUUUUGGUGACACAAUUUUUUGUGUGUUUAUAUUAAAGCUCACUUUACAUAAUAUUUCAAGUAUUUCUUUUAUUUUGAAGUCUUGAAUCAGGAAUAUUUCAUGUUUCGUUGUUUUGGGAUCAUAUGUCAUGUCAUGAAAUUUCUACUUUAAUUGUUUUGCCUUUAUGUCCUGUUGCCAUUCUAUUGUACAGUCAUGCAAAUAAUUAUAAAAUGUUCUGCCUUCAUA
Molecule: messenger RNA, 3277 nt
Organism: Betta splendens (Siamese fighting fish)
Lineage: Eukaryota; Metazoa; Chordata; Actinopteri; Anabantiformes; Osphronemidae
Gene: slc6a7
Product: solute carrier family 6 member 7
Exons: 14
Coding region: 166-2100 (644 amino acids)
Biological process (GO): sodium ion transmembrane transport
Cellular component (GO): membrane
Molecular function (GO): L-proline transmembrane transporter activity
Source: RefSeq, a predicted model, not a curated record